AUGUCUACCUGGUAUAUGGACGGUGCCGAGGAUAACCGAGGUGGUUAUACAAAACAGGGACCAGAAAGUCUGCUACAGAGGUGAGAGUGUAAAACCAGAGAGAACCUCUCAUGUAUCCUUUUAUUUUAGAUGAUACAGGGGUUGAAUGAUUGCUGUGACUUGAUGUGACUACUAGUAUGAUAUUAAUAUAUAUAUAUAUAUUUUAACUUGCUUUUUCAACAUUGUUAUUUUGAUUAUGAGAAGUAUAUUUUUGUUUAUUGUACAGUAUGUAAAAGGACAGAAUCUCUCCACCACUAGGGGUCAGUGCCGCCUGUAUUAUGGAGUAAUCCAUGUCGGGAAAUAAAAAUAAUUAGAAAAUGUUCAGUAGCUCUGUUGUGUGUCUUCCUCCCCACAGUGAGCGCAGGAGAAUGAAGCUGCAGAGUGACCUUGUGACCUUACAGAGGGAUGAGCGCCUGUGAGUGAGCUGUGUACUUUUUAUUUUGGAAUAUGAAUAUAUAAGAAUAUAUCAGAAUAAAAAAACUACUGACACUGUGUGUGUGUGUGCUCGUGUGUGCGUGCAUGCCUGCCUGUGUGUGCGUGUGUGUGUGUGCUUACCUGUCUGUGUGUAUGUGUGCAGUAGCCGGGCUGUGCGGCUGCAGUGCCGGUGGCAGGAGCUGAGUGAGAGAGAACGUCGGGCCCAGCAGCAGAAUAGGCAGCUGCUGCAGGAGUUUGACAGAGCCCAGGACACUCUGAGAGACAUGGUCACCCGCACCGCCGCUAUGAAUACCAUAAGAGUGAGGGCACGCACACCACCCGUAUGAAAACAUUUAAUGAACACACACGGCAUGCACCACCCGCAUGUGGAAUGGUGGACAUCCUCCUACCUCCACACCUUGACAAACACACACACACACUUACAUACACUCUUCACCAUUGUCCCUCUCUGGGCCCCCAGAUGACCCUGAUCCCUAACUGUGACCACUGACCCCUCUAGGUGGAGUAUGAAAGGUACCUGGAGGAGAGCUUCCCUCGCUGGCAGCAGCAGCUCAAACAGAAGACACUAUCUGCCCAACGCAAGGUAGGCCUACCCUGCCUGACACCAUAACAACAAUGAGUCAUUUAUUAGAUGUUUAUAGAUAUCAUAUGAGAUGUGAUUUGAGACACUCCAGGCUAGGAUCAUCCUGUAAUUCCUUCCACAGCGAAUGGAGCAGCACAUGAAGGAGUGUCUGAGGAGUAUGGAGGAGGAUAGGGGUGAAGAGAGGGGCUCCAGACCCCCCAUCGGAGCCCAACCUCCACUUUCCCCAUGUAACACCAACACACCCUUAUACAGUUCAUAUACCCACCUUACCUCCCACCUUACCUCCCACCUCACUGUCAUUUCUCUUUCUUUAGGUCAUGUCCAACAGCUCCAGAAUGCCGCUGCGCAUCAAGAACACCACAACCAAAAUGGCCACCAGGACUACAUCCAAAAUGGCCACCAUCAUCCCAGCAUCCCUUCAAUUCAGUCCUCCUGGUUGAUUCAUGCUCGUUCCCAAUUGGCUAAUUCCCAAACCAGAAUGCACUCCAAACUCCAACAAAGAGACAUGACUCACCACCCUGCUCACCCCCUCCAUCCCUAUUGCCCUCAGUCUCUCCACCCCCCUCAGCCUUACCCUGUCCAGCCCCCUCAGUCCUACUCCACCCACAGUAAGCCCCACAUCGUGAUCCAGCAGGAGACACCACCGACAGGGUACCCCAUGCAAUGGCCUGCUGGGGUGGCCGUGGCUGGGCUCCCUUUCAGGGCCCCAGUGGGCCUUCAAACCUCCUGGACCAGCCCUGCCAUGCCGGAUAGCCAGGGAUGGAGAAUGGUACAGGGUGUGGCGGGGGAGGAUGAGGGGAGGGAGGCCAGUGCAGCGACUAGUCCUGAAGGAGGGAGCAGUGUGGGACACAGACAGAGGAGAGAGAAGAGUAGCGAUCUGGCACAUGAGCUGGACAUCAAACCAGGUAAGAACCAUUGCUUCAUAUAAUCUAACUGUACACUAACCAACAAUGAACCAGCAACUAAACCCAAGCUAACUGUCAACACUGGCCACACUGGCCCAAGCUGACUGAUAAAUAUAAUUGUUGAACUAAUCAUAACCCAAAUGUCUGUGUGUGUGUGUGUGUGUGUGUGUGUGUGUGUGUGUGUGUGUGUGUGUGUGUGUGUGUGUGUGUGUGUGUGUGUGUGUGUGUGUGUGUGUGUGUGUGUGUGUGUGUGUGCGUGCGUGCGUGCGUGUGUGCGUGCGUGCGUGUGUGUGUGUGUGUGUGUGUGCAGUGCGUCUGUGGAGUGGACAUGGAGAGAGCAGUGAGAGCAGCAGAACCUCCAGUCAGGCCAGUAAAGAGAGCGUCGGCAGCAGGGAGAGGAGGAACAGGAAGGAGAAGAAGGGAGGAAGAGGAGGACAGAGCUCAACAGACAGGUCCUCUGCAGGAUCCGGGGAAGUGGUUAUUGCUGUGGCUUCAGUAUCUUCUGCCUCUGUGGUACAAAGCUCAGAGAAUGAUGGGACAUCGGUGGCAGGGAGCAACAAGAGCAGGAGGAGUAGAGGACUGGCUAACUCAGUCAGUGCAGAGGAGUCAGGCAGUCAUAGAGAGGAAUCAGGGAGUCAUAGGGCAGAGUCAAGAAGUAAAAUGCAGGAGUCAAUGAUUCAAAUGGAGUCAGUGAGUCAUAGGGAGGAAGUAGCCAGUGAGAAAGAAGUACCAGAGAAUGACAUGGAGGCCACAGAGGGAGAAGAGGAGAGUCUGGUUGGACUCAGUGUGGAGGAGGGAGCAACAGUAGAAGAAGAGGAGGAAAUUGAACAUGACAGAGAGGAGGGGAGAGAAACAGAGGAAGAAGAGGUAAUGGGAGAACAUGAUGGCGAAACAGAGCAAAGAGAAGGUCAGGAUGAAUGCAAUGAGGCAAGUCAGAGAGACAGAGAGGAAGAAGAAGUCCAACCAGAAAGUGAGAAUGUUUCUAUAAGGGAGCACACUGCAGAGGAUGAGGAAGAGGAGGAGAGGGGAGAGGAAGAAGCAGAGGAGGCACAGGACUCAGAAGGGCAGGUAGAGCGCGAGGAGGUGGAAUGGAGUGAUAGAGACAAAGAGGAAGAGAGCGAGAACGAAAGAGAGGAAUCACACACUUCUCAGGACGGAGAGAUAGAAGAGGUAGUUAAGGGUAGCAGAGAAGAAGAGGAGGAUGUGGGAGCUGGGGGUGAAAGAGAUGAGGAUGAAAGAGAUGAGGAUGACGAGGGGUCAGGGGGUGAAGAAGAGGAGCAGCGUUGUCAGGAUGCUGAGGAAGACUCAGCAGCAGGGCAGCCUGAGGAUGAAGAGGAGAGAGACUCUGACGACAGCAUCAUCUCACCACCAGAACACAGGUAAAACACACUGAUGAUGAUGGUGAUGAUGAUGAUCAUAAUGAUGAUGAUGACUCAAUUGUUAUGAUUCUCAGGUCAUCCAAAGGCCUGGCAGAGGUAGUGGAAGAGGAGGAGGAAGAAGAAGUGAUUGAUGAUAAUGAGGAAAAUGAGGGUGAAGAUGAUGAAGGUGACAAAGUGAAGGGGUAUUCAUGGUCUGUAGAUCCCUUUCCAGAUGAGGAUGAUGAUAUUGAAAGUCUUCUUGCUCCACAGGCAAAGUCUCAGGAAAAACAGUGAGUGUUGUUAUUUCUUUGAAAAAUUGGUGCUUCAAAUGACUAUCUCUGGCCACUUUUCUAAAAAUGACCUUUGUUGGAUUUAAGAGAGAAAGAGAAGGAGAAGACAGUGGUCCUUGUCAAACCCAAAGGUAAGAUCUCUGCACACUGCAAUGCAUAGAUAAACUUAAAAAGGUUCGCUUCUCGCCAGUAAUAUGCACUAUUUUGUAACCUAACCUGUGCUAUGUGUCUUUUCAGCCAUAGAUGAAGACUUGGACAGUUUGUCUGAAGUAAAAGCACUUCACAAAAAGAAAGGAGCCAAUCAGGACACAGACUCAGAAGAGUUUGAUCACUUCUAUGACUGA
This is a messenger RNA of Coregonus sp. 'balchen', 3954 nucleotides long. NCBI's taxonomy places the organism in Eukaryota, Metazoa, Chordata, Actinopteri, Salmoniformes, Salmonidae. The record is from the annotation of a GenBank genome assembly.